Messenger RNA from Biomphalaria glabrata, 3617 nucleotides. RefSeq lists its product as uncharacterized. The record is from RefSeq and is a predicted model, not a curated record. The coding region runs from base 154 to 1143 and encodes 329 amino acids. NCBI's taxonomy places the organism in Eukaryota, Metazoa, Mollusca, Gastropoda, Planorbidae. The transcript is spliced from 6 exons.
CCCACUGACAGGAAAUAAAAACUUAAUUAUUCACGCGAGCAACUCUACUCAAGUUUAAGAAAAAUACGCGUUGGUCAAUAAAGUAAGGUUAAAAACUUUAUAUUAUUUAAGUAGCCCAGCUAAACUAGCAGUACAUACACAAAAAAAGAUAACAUGAACUAUUAUAUGGUAAUCGAUUUCCUUGUAAUAUUUUGGUUGCGAAUAUUUUGUGUUUCAGAAGUGAAUAUAGCAUGUCGUCAUGUAGAAGAAAUGUCUCCAGUAGUCAUAGAUAUUUUAUGGGUAACUUUCGAUUCCAACGACAGCCUCGUUGUUUAUGAAAACACUUCAUUAAUAAUGAUUUGUAUUAUUCCUUUCUUCUGUAAACUGACGAAUAGCAAGUGGGUGCUACAAAAUAAAGAGAACUCAGAACCACCAUACAAGAUUGAGGUUCAUCAAGGUACAGCAUUAGCGCAAAGAAAUUUGGUACCCAAAAUAGGCGAAUGGGAAGUAAUCGAUGUUGUGACAUUGAAACAAGAGGUGUGUCGAUAUCAAGUAUAUGUCAAACCAGUUGAAAAUCAAUGUCUCUCUUUGAGUAAAGAUGAAAUUAAUAUAUUUUGCACCACAAAAAGAGUGUAUCCAAAGGCUAAAUGUACAUUUUAUAUAAGUUACAAUGGGCAAAGAGCUUUUGAAUUUGAAAAUGUGAUCUACUCUCACAAAAACGAGACGGGUUACUCUGUGUCCAACUGUAAUGCUAUAAAACCAAUACAAUUAACAGAAAUAGGUACUUAUAGAGUUGAGGCAAUCAUUUAUCCUAAUAUAUCCAAUGAUAAAAGUGACGUCGUAUAUGGGACAAACAUUUCAACGGAAAUUAUCUUCAAGAGUCCUUAUAUUACAUUAGUAAACUGUCCUACACAUGUGAAGAAAUAUAUUCUGAUAGACUGCGAAUGUGUAUUAAAUGAAUUAGGCUCAACAAAUGUGCUAUACUCAUGGAUCAAUGCUAGCACUAAUGAAAGCAUAUCCUACUCUAACCAUUUAAGAUUUGCAGUUGAUAAUUAUAACACUGAAUUUAUUUGCAAAGCAAACAGUUUUAAAAUAGACAAUGUGCUUUACGAGAACUACAACAUCUUUUUAUUAUCAGGUAAUUCCUUUGAAUCAAUGUUUUGAUGUCAAUUUAGAUUUUAAUCUUGGUAUAUGUAAUAGAAGUAGGUUAUGCAAAGUUAAUAGUGAAAAAUAUAUAUUUAGGUGUAUAUUUAAGCCGUAAAACUCAGUAUAAAUCUACCUAAUGAAGUAUACAUUUAGGGUUCUAGUCAUAAUAUUAGCAGAGAAAACAAAUCAGUAAGUCUGAACUACAUUAUGGAGCAUGAGGUAGAUUUUUUAAAAUAAAUAUGACAGUACCUCUUUUUUUAAUUAUGUCCCGAGACCAUACAUUAAACGUAAGUAAAGUAGAUGAUACGGAGAACUUGACAUUAUAUACGUAUUUUAAACUCAUUCAAUUAAAGUCGUCGUCUUCAUGGGUUUUUAAGUCAAUUAGAUUUGAGUCCACAAACGUGGUCAACAGAAAAUCGACUCUCAUAAAACUGGACACGUCAGUUACAUAUUAAAAAAAUAGAUAAAAAUAUCUAAAUGUUGCCAGUAAAUGUCUUUACCGUUUUUGAAUCUCAUUUGAAAAGAAGAUGGAAAUACUAGUAACAAGAAAAAAAAAAGAGAAAAAAAAAAGAAAAAAAAUAACUGUUUAUAGUAGAUUUUAUAUUUUCAUCAAUUCAAAGACUAUCCAUGGCAAAAUUUACAAACACCAUGCGACAUAACUAACUGAAAGAAAUUAACAACUAAUGAUUAAAGUAACUUAAAUCUUUGUCUUAAUACUACACCAUUCUCAUUACGAUACACUGAUUUUACAUAUGCUUCAUCGUGCAUAACAAUACUACCAUUUAAACUCAGUGUUUCUGUACCAAACAAUAUUGGCCUCUUCGUCUCGUCUUUGACUUGAACUGGAUUCUACAGUAGUGGACAGAAUCGGACAGAAUCUGAAUUCCGAAUAGUCUUGACUCAUUUACUCUUAUUAUAGGGUCCCAAAAGGUCUUUCUGGGUGAUCGAAUUACCAUAUAAAGCUUGAAAUGCACGAGUGUGCUCAGAUUAUUGUAGUUUCCUAAAGCUUCGCCCGUCGUCACGGUUGACCGUUGGCACAGUGCUGGCCUGCUGGCGUUCUUAAUAACGCUUCAUAUAACGAAUACUAUUUAUGACGUCCUAUGUAAAUGGUGUAAAAAUUGAACUAAAAACUUGUCGAAUUUUACGACAUUGUAGUUCUCAUUCAGGUAAGUAAAUAUUUUUGUAUGUUAAAUAUAUUUUUUAUGUUUGUUUAAAUUUACACUUUUAAUAUGCUAAUAAGUAGUAGCAUAAAAAUUUUUUGCACGGUUUUUAUUUCCCUACUUUUACAUGAGUUCAAACAAUAUUAAUAGGGAUAGUUGAUAAAAUUACAUAGAUAUUCAUUUCCAGCAGUCAUACCUGAAACUCAAGACUUAGGCCUAAAUACAACGCCUAGUUAAUACGAAAAUACAAAUACAGUUUAUGCUCAUCGUUUGUUUUGCAUUUUAUUUUUCAUCUAAAUUUAUAGAUUAUUCAUAAAACGAAUAUAAAUAUAUUUUACUAUAUUUUACUAAUUUUGGUCUCUGUUUUUGUAUAUGAGCUCAUAAACAGCUUGAAAGAAAUGAGAAGGCUGACACACUCGAUGCCAAGAAUGGGAGAACAAAAUCACAAUUAAACUCUGCACUAAAUCCAAAUAUAACUGAAGAAAUUAAUCGUAAUUAAAAUAAAUGAGAAAGGACGAGCUCUCAUCCAAAUCACAAGGAAGAUAAUACUUACAUAAGCUAUUCCGACAUGAUCAACGUCUAAUCGUUCGACUUAUGACCGGAUACAACAGAUUGCCACCACACAUGUACCGGAAGCUAAAAAUUGGAACCAGUUAGGUCUGCCCAUGUGGAGUGUCACCAGAGAAUGCCGACCACGUCCUCCCAAACUGCUCUCUUUACCAAGAGGCCCACACAAGACACUGGCCCCAAAUCAUCCCUAUAGAAAGAAAACUAUAUGAAGAGCUCCCUGAUACCACUACGCAGUUCAUCUCAUGUAUUGGUCUAGUCAUCUGAACGCUCCAACAUAAAAAUGAGAACGAAGAAGAAGAAGUCUUUUUUUAAAUACAAUUUCAAUGAGCAUAUUUAUUGUUUUGUUGACGCUUUUGAUAAGACAAUUCUUGCAGCUGUAAGACGUUUGUCUAAGCAUUGGUAGAUUUAUGCGAAGAUUAAGCCCAUUACAAACAUACAAGCAUCAGCCACUCAAACGCAUUCCUGAUUGAAUCACCUUUAACUUUGCCGUCUUCUUACUUUGAGGGAUAGUGCCUUGUAACUCUAGUGUCUUAGACUUAGUCUUCGUUUGGGACUAGAUUUAAGUCUAGUAUACUAUAUUAGUAUAUUAAGUAGAUCAAUAAAAAGAAGUAUAUUCUAUAUUGUGUAGAUGGUAGUCUACUAAGUCUGAUCUAGACUUGCUAUAAAUUUAUCUAGAUCUAGAUAUAUACUGUAUAUCACUAGCGGAUCCAGAACUUUGGAGUGGGGGGGGCGAUUUUUUCCAAACCCUAACUCUAACGCCCA